This is a messenger RNA of Bradysia coprophila, 997 nucleotides long. RefSeq names its product metallophosphoesterase domain-containing protein 1-like. The record is from RefSeq and is a predicted model, not a curated record. Gene Ontology annotation, molecular function: hydrolase activity. Lineage: Eukaryota; Metazoa; Arthropoda; Insecta; Diptera; Sciaridae.
UAUUUAUGGAAUUCCUAAUUAAUUUAUAAGUGACUCACAUAUUCUAAACGUGAAUUGCAAUUUCAAUUAACAAUGAAUGUGGUAGUACAUUCAAAAACGAAAGAGCCAACAUUAGCAUGGAAUAAGGAGAUAUCGAAGGGACAAAGCGUUAUCAAAGUACAUAUGAAUCCGCUGCAAAGGGACAUUCCAAAAAAUAAAGUGCGAGUUGUAUGUAUGAGCGAUACGCAUUCACUGACUCAUCGGAUUCAGUUCGAUAUAUGUGACGGUGAUAUUUUUAUUCAUGCUGGAGAUUUCACAAACACAGGCAAGAGGGAGGAAGUGAUAGGAUUUAAUUCGUGGCUUGGCUCAUUACCACAUAAACAUAAACUGGUCAUUGCUGGCAAUCAUGAACUGAGUUUUGACCCUUCUCAUAAUAAGCCACUGGUGCUAUCGCAAGUCCCUGUUUUAGACGACUGUCCCACAUCAGACAAUGGUCGCGAUUUUCGAGAAUACCUCACCAAUUGUACAUAUUUAGAGGACCAGUUAGUAGAAUUGUACGGACUGAAAAUAUAUGGUACACCAUGGCAACCAGAAUUCGGUAAUUGGGCUUUCAAUGUUCCCCGCGGGCAAGAUAUCCUGGAUAAAUGGAACAAAAUACCAGCAGACAUUGACAUUCUUAUUAGUCACGGACCACCAAUAGGCCAUGGUGACUUGUGUCGAUCUGGGCUUCGAGCCGGUUGCGUUGAACUUCUGUCGACAGUUCAACAGCGGGUCAAACCGAAAUUCCACAUUUUUGGUCAUAUUCAUGAAGGCUAUGGCGUCACAUCGGAUGGCAAAAUUACAUUUAUUAAUGCAACGACAUGUAAUUAUCAAUAUCAACCCGUGAAUCCGCCAAUUGUGUUUGAUAUGGAUUUGCCGAAAGAUUUUUCGAAAGAUUAGAAUUUACGUGACGUCCUUUUCGGUCAUGAUGAUUUUCUGUUGUAUUUUCAAAAAUUAAAUUAGAAUUUUAAUUGGGAAC